AUGUCGCUGGACGUCCCACACUCCUCUCCGCUCAAUGCCUCUCUUCCCCUUCUCAAUCUUCCUGCUCCAAGCCAGCUGAUGUCGCGGUUCCCGCCUGUUGCUCCGGCUAUAGUAACAGGGACUUGUUUGGACACAAAGAUGUUUGGAGAUAUAUCCAAAACAGUUGUGAAGCGCCUGGGUGCUGAGAAGGAUCUCAACUACAAUGGAAAUGUCAACCAGAAGUUUGAGAUGCUGACUUUAGUGCGAGUCAGAAGGAACUUCUUUGGUAUCACCAAGUACGGGAUCAUCAAUAAAACACUGCCCGACCUGCUAGAGGGGCCGGACUUUACCCCAGGUGUCACAGACGAGGUUCUGGUGGAGAAUUUUAAGAUCCAGAGAGACACAAGUGGUGAAGGCUCUGUAGAAGUAGGAGCUGAUGUACCUCAAAUAGAAAUGAAAGUAAAUGCAUCGAUGGACACUGUGGACGGAGUGUCCUCCUUCACUCUGAAGAAAAAGACAGUGGACACCAAGCAGUUGGAAAGACUGGUAGACAAGCCGAUAAAGAUGAAGUUGGUGGACAGGCUGAGACUAAAGAAGAAAGAGAAGCUGACUUGUGUUUACCAGACGGUCUACAACAUCACUUCUGUCACAUUUGAUGUCAAAGCUACAAAGAGCGGUUUCCUGUCGGGAAUGUGCAAUAAAAUGUUCAAUUUGUUGCUGGAGGGCAACAGGAAGGAGGAGACGCACUUCACUGUUCCCAAAGACACCACCUUUGCUUACGGCCUGAUGGAGAUCACCACAGAGGGCGGGACUCUGGGAAUUCCUCCACGAUUCACCAACGUGACACGUUUUGGGAAAGGAUGGACGGGGAACAUCAAGUUCGACGGAGACGAGGACAGUAAGACACUGGAAGACCUGAAGGAAGAAAUAUCAGAAAAGGCAUUUCUUCUGCAACCGCUGGAAACACUUCCUGAGUCGAGCCGUCGCAAUCUGCUGAGAGCGCUCAGUGAGAUCGUGCAUGACAGAGAUGCUCUCACGCUGCUGGAGGAAACAGUAAGACUCAUGUCCACAACCACACAACCAUAG
Molecule: messenger RNA, 1065 nt
Organism: Scomber japonicus (chub mackerel)
Lineage: Eukaryota; Metazoa; Chordata; Actinopteri; Scombriformes; Scombridae
Exons: 8
Coding region: 1-1065 (354 amino acids)
Source: RefSeq, a predicted model, not a curated record